UCUUAACCUUAGUAUAUUUAGAGAGAGAGAGAGAGAGAGAUGCCAAUCUGCCAUUAUAUUCUCGCCCCACUUGCCUAACCUUCUUUUAUUUGUUGAAGAGAUAGAGAGAGAAGGGCUGGAAGAAACAAUUUCAAAGGAAGAAUUUAUUUUUGAGGUAAAACACCAAAUGGGAAUUGGAAAUUAAGCACAAGGGUGGCAGGCUUCCUGGUUUCUGCUUCUUUAAUUCUUUCUGUGUGUUCUUCUUAUUUAAGUCUUCUCUCUCUAUAGAUAUAUAUAUGUUUCUUGUGUUGGAUCAAUUCCUUUUUUGUGCCGAUCCUCUCUCUGAUUUCCCCAGAGCUGCGUUGAUUUCAGUUCCCAAGAUUGAAUCUUGGAUUGCUGUUAAAGGGUUCUCAUGAUUUGAAUUCGAGGUGAGAGCUUUGUGGAAUUCAGAUUAAUCAGAGGAAAAAACAUAGAGAGAGAUUUGGCUAUCGGAUUCGUUGUUUGAUUCCGGAAGGAUGAUGAUGUUCGAGGACAUGUCAUUCUGCGGCGACCUCGACUUUUUCUCCUCCUCCUCCUCCGCCGCCGCGAUCAAGGAAUCCGACAUCUCCGCCGGCGCCGGCGACGAUGACUACACCGACGAGGAAGAGAUCGACGUCGAUGAGCUCGAGCGCCGGAUGUGGCGCGACAAAAUACGUCUCAAGCGCCUCAAGGAGAUGAACAAGGCCAAAGAUUCCGGCGCCGGCGCAGCGAAGCUGCGGCAGUCGCAGGAGCAGGCCCGCCGGAAAAAGAUGUCGCGGGCGCAGGACGGAAUCCUCAAGUACAUGCUAAAGAUGAUGGAGGUCUGCAAAGCUCAAGGCUUCGUCUACGGCAUCAUCCCGGAGAAAGGGAAGCCCGUCGGCGGCGCCUCCGACAACCUCCGCGAGUGGUGGAAGGAUAAAGUCCGAUUCGAUCGCAACGGCCCUGCCGCCAUCGCCAAAUAUCAGUCUGACAACGCUCUCGCCGCCGGCGUCACUGACGCCGGCGGCGGCGGCGGCGGCGGUGGCGGCGCCGCCGCCGCCACCCCGCACACUCUCCAGGAGCUUCAGGACACGACGCUCGGAUCCCUCCUUUCGGCGCUGAUGCAGCACUGUGAUCCGCCGCAGCGUCGGUUCCCGCUGGAAAAAGGCGUGCCGCCGCCGUGGUGGCCGACGGGAAAAGAGGAGUGGUGGCGCGACCUUGGCUUGCCUUUACCGCCGCCGUACAAGAAGCCUCAUGACCUCAAGAAGGCAUGGAAAGUCGGCGUUUUAACGGCUGUGAUCAAACACAUCUCGCCGGACAUUGCCAAGAUCCGCAAGCUAGUCCGGCAGUCGAAGUGCCUUCAGGACAAGAUGACGGCAAAGGAGAGCGCAACGUGGCUCGCAAUCAUAAACCACGAGGAAGCCCUGGCUCGGGACCUCUGCCCCGACCGCUGCCCGGCUUUGCCCUCGUCUACCACCACCGCAACCUUCGGGAUCAACGACGAGUACGACGUCGACUUCAAAGUCGGGCUCGAAUUCUCCCGGAAACGGAAACCCGGCAACGAUCUCGAUCUCGACUCGAUCUUCGGGCAAACGACGUACAGCCUAAACGACAUCAAGCCGUCGCCGAUUAUCUUCCCCCAAUCGUUGAUCCACGCGACUCUGUCCCAACGUUCGUUCGACGUUGGAGUCCCCGAAGAUGGGCAACGGAUGAUCAACGACCUAAUGGCCUCAUACGACGAACGGAACAAGAACCCGGCAAACAACGUUAACGACCCUCGGCCUCACGACGGGUUUGUCAUCGGCAAUCAAUCUCCGGUGGGCUACGACGCUCGUAUAUUCGACGCUUUUGAUCACUACAAACCGCCAGCCACCUCCGGAAGCUUCCAACCGCUGUUCGCCGUAUCCUCCGCCACUGCCGGCGGCGGUUACUCCGAUGCAUUUCCGGCGACGGGGAGGGACGGAAAUUUGCCGAGACCAGAUGUCACACUUUGGUACUAACAAUUGUUGUACCAUUAUUAUGAGGUGGAUUUUAUUUUUUAUUUUUAUUUUUUGAAAGUUUUACUGUUACAUGUAGUUUAGAAAUUUACUGUAAUAAGUUAACAUGAUUGAGAAACAGAAAUGGUGCAAUCUGUGGAGGGCCCACUUCUAGACAACAUAACAUGAUGUGUUACAAUAUGGAUAGACUUCAAUAUAUGAUUUUUAUUGGCUUUUUAUGCUUUAUUAUAAA
Andrographis paniculata is the source of this 2205-nucleotide messenger RNA. Its product is annotated as ETHYLENE INSENSITIVE 3-like 1 protein. The record is from RefSeq and is a predicted model, not a curated record. The transcript is spliced from 2 exons. Lineage: Eukaryota; Viridiplantae; Streptophyta; Magnoliopsida; Lamiales; Acanthaceae. Bases 495 to 1976 code for a protein of 493 amino acids. Gene Ontology annotation, cellular component: nucleus. Gene Ontology annotation, molecular function: DNA-binding transcription factor activity; DNA binding.